AGGACAAGUAAUGAUAGAUCAAGAUGCAUCAACAACAAUUUUUGUCUGCCAAUUGGAAUGGUUCAUUACAGAUGAUUCAAGGCUAAACAAUCUUUGUAUAAAAUUUUAUUUACUUGAAACACUUAGUAUUUGAAUUACGAUGCUUUUUGAAGGCUGCUGUGUUAACCAAACUUUACUUAAAUUUUUUUAUGGAUUAGUGGCUCUAUUUGUGGUCAAUUAUGUUAUUAAAUUUGUUAUAAGAGUUCGUGCCUUACCCCCUGGACCAUGGGGACUACCGAUCGUUGGGUACUUACCCUUCAUUGGACAAAAUGCUUACAAUCAGAUGACUGAGUUGGCAGCAAAAUAUGGACCAGUUUUCAGUUUCAAGUGUGGCCAGUUUGAUGUUGUUGUCAUCAAUCAAUGGAAGUUUAUUAAAGAAGCUUUGGCAAAUGAACACUUACUUGGUCGACCUAAAGAGACUUUUUUGCCUGGUAUAGCCGAAGUCUCUUCAUUAGUCGAAAUGUCCGGUGAACAAUGGAAGGAACAGAGGCGAGUUGCGUUAACUACACUUCGAGAUGUUGGCUUAGGAAAGAGUGAAAUGGAAGAUUCGAUUAGAGACGAAGUCAAAUCAUUUACCAAAUUAAUCAAAUCUUUUGAAGGAAAACCAAUAUCAAUAUCGGAUAGACUAUCCUUGAGUGUUUCAAACAAUAUAUCAAAGCUCGUAUUUGGACACAAAUAUGCUUAUGAUGAUCCUGUGUCUCUGGAUAUGGAAAGUUUGAUUGCGAAAUUUAAUGGUCUGUUUCCGUAUUUCGGCGCUGGGAAAUUUUUGCCCACCAUCGCAAUCUUAAUGGUCAAAUUUAAGCUUUUUAGUUUGGCAAAAAUUGAGUCUUUGUACAAAAAAUUCAUUGUUCAUAUUCUUAAUGAAGUUAAUGAACAUCGAAAUCGAGAUGCUGAAGACAACCAAAUAAAAGAUUACAUCGAUGGAUUCCUCGUCGAAAUGUCCAAAAGACAAAACGAAAAGGAUUCAAAUUUCAAUUUAGAUGUUUUAGAACGAAAUGUAGCCAUAUUUUACUUCGCUGGAUCGGACACCAUUUCAAAUACUCUCAAAUGGAUGAUGUUGUAUCUGGUCAAGUAUCCUGAAUACCAGAUUAAGCUACGAGAUGAAAUUAAACAAACUAUUGGAUUGAAUAGACAACCAGAAAAUAUCGAUCGACAACAAAUGCCUUUAACAAUGGCUUUCAUUUACGAAACCUUGCGAUUCUCUUCAAUAGUCCCACUUAAUUUGUUAAGAAGAGCAACUGAAGAUACCAAAGUCGGAGGCUAUUCAAUACCCAAAGACAGUCUUGUUAUAUUUAAUUUCUGGUCAGUCCAUUAUGAUCCAGAUUUAUGGGAUAAUCCUGAAUUAUUCAAGCCUGAAAGAUUCCUCAAUGAAGAUAAAUCUAAAGCUAUUAAACCUCCUUAUUUGAUCGCAUUCAGUAGCGGAAAAAGAGUUUGUCCUGGAGAGAGUUUUGCAUAUCUUCAGUUAUUCUUGUAUCUGGUAUCCUUUUUACAGCAAUUUGAGAUCGCAGCUGAACCAGGUAAAGAUGUUUCAUUGGAAGGAGUUCAUCUUUUCCUUAAGAAACAAAAAAGUUUACAAAAUUUUAUUUUCAAGAGCAUCGAUUAAAAAUAAUGAUUUCACGCUUUUUUACUUUUUUAAACUGUGUUAUUGUUAACCCUGUUGAUCACGCUGUCUAACUGUUUGUUUCUCUUAUAACAAAAAUUUAAAUCGCCCACCAACAUACAGAAUUAUCGAGCUGUUCAUCAUGAGUUGCCUGAAAAAUGUCUUGUAAAUUUUAAUGGCUUAUCGUGAAUUAUGAAUAAAAUUACUUUGCAGAAUGUAGUUAACAGUUGGUGGUGCCUUUGCACCGACUGAUUGACCAGAAGCGUAACCCACAUUUUUAUGCCUAA
Messenger RNA from Tetranychus urticae (two-spotted spider mite), 1926 nucleotides. RefSeq names its product cytochrome P450 18a1. Lineage: Eukaryota; Metazoa; Arthropoda; Arachnida; Trombidiformes; Tetranychidae. Gene Ontology annotation, molecular function: oxidoreductase activity, acting on paired donors, with incorporation or reduction of molecular oxygen, reduced flavin or flavoprotein as one donor, and incorporation of one atom of oxygen; iron ion binding; heme binding. The record is from RefSeq and is a predicted model, not a curated record. Gene Ontology annotation, cellular component: intracellular membrane-bounded organelle; cytoplasm. Gene Ontology annotation, biological process: xenobiotic metabolic process.